This is a messenger RNA of Phalaenopsis equestris, 963 nucleotides long. RefSeq names its product transcription repressor MYB6-like. Lineage: Eukaryota; Viridiplantae; Streptophyta; Magnoliopsida; Asparagales; Orchidaceae. The record is from RefSeq and is a predicted model, not a curated record. The transcript has 3 exons. Bases 1 to 963 code for a protein of 320 amino acids.
AUGGUCAUCAAUGGCGUCGGAGCCGCAGGGCCAGGAGCAUUCAAUUCUUACUCAAAGCCAGCAUUAACUCUUUCCAAGCAAGGGUUGAAGAAGGGGCCAUGGACGCCGGAGGAGGAUAAGAUCCUCGUUGAUUUCAUUCAAUCCAAUGGCCAUGGUAGCUGGUGCUCACUUCCUAAGCUCGCAGGGCUGCGGCGGUGCGGGAAAAGCUGUAGGCUUCGGUGGACCAAUUACCUGAGGCCCGAUAUCAAGCGCGGGCCAUUCACCUCCGAAGAACAGAAAUCAAUCAUACAGUUGCACGGGAUCGUCGGCAAUAAGUGGUCCACCAUUGCUGCUCAGCUCCCCGGCCGGACUGAUAACGAGAUCAAGAACUACUGGAACACUCACCUGAAGAAACGCCUUCUCCGAAUGGGGAUCAACCCCGACACCUACGCCCCCUCCUCCCCUUCCUCCGCCUCCACAGCCUCUUUUCCGCCCACCCGCCACAUGACCCAAUGGGAAAGCGCCCGCCUUGAGGCCGAAGCCCGCCUCUCCCGCGAAUCGCUCCUCUUCUCCUCCGCAUCCUCCGCCGCCGUCGGCGGAAACAUUUCCACUACCGACUCCGAACCCCCCGAUGACUCCCUCCUCACCGCCAAACCCCAAUCUGACUUCUUCCUCCGCAUCUGGAACUCCGAGAUCGGUGACGCCUUCAGAAAUCCGCAGAGGACUCUCCGCGCGGAGGAGGCCACCACCACCGCCCCGAUGACGGAGAGCAAGAGCUGCACGUCGGCGGGCGGGGAGGUUCCGUCGGGGCCUCCUGAUUCUUCGAGCUCCAACGAAGUGGAUGAAGCGUCGGACGAGACCUACCAGCUUUAUCUGAACCUCACCGGCGACGAACUGGGGCUUUUUCACGGCCAAAUGGGCGGCUUCUCCCUCUUCUCUGCUGAUCUCAACGAUGCCGUCUUCCUGGACACAGCAUUCAAAUGA